CAUUGCACCAGUCACCACCAUGAAAGCCUUUGUCGUCCGCGAAUAUGCUCACCCAUCCGACAUUAAACUAACAUUGGAUGCGCCGAAUCCAACAGUUACAGGCAAGGAUACGGUCCUCGUCGAUGUAUACAGUGCUGGCCUUAACUUCUUCGAUAUUCUUCAGGCCCAGGGGAAAUAUCAGAACAAGCCCCCAUUUCCCUUUGUGCUGGGAUCCGAGUUCUCAGGCAUCAUCGCACGCGACUCGCCAAUCCCAUCAGGUUCCCCGUUCAAGCCUGGAGACCGCGUCUUCGGCAGUGCACAAGGCGCGCUGGGAGAAUGUGUCGCCGCGUCUUGGAAGAACCUUUUGCCUCUUCCAGAUUCACUCACCUUUGAUCAGGGCGCUGGCUUAUUUGUGACAUGGCCCACUAGCUAUGAGGCUCUCGUUGGACGUGCGCAAUUGAAGCCAGGUGAAUGGGUACUGGUGACUGCGGCAGCUGGUGGAGUUGGAAUCGCUGCGGUACAACUCGCCAAAGCUCUCGGUGCAAAAGUAAUUGCCGCUGCGUCGCCAGCGAAGCUUUCCGUCACUAGGGAUUAUGGUGGAGCCGACUUUGCUAUCGACUAUACGAAGAAGGGAUGGCAGCAAGAGGUCAUGAAGAUCACAGGUGGACAUGGAGUUGAUGUCGUCUACGACCCUGUUGGUAUGAUCAGGGAUUCUUUGAAGUGUAUCGCAUGGAGUGGGCGCGCCCUCAUCAUCGGCUUUGCGGGAGGAGAGAUUGAAAAAAUUCCCAUGAACCUGGCAUUGCUGAAGAACGUCUCCCUUAUUGGCGUGCACUGGGGCUCGUAUAUCACCAAAGAUCCCAAUCACGUACCAGAAGUGUGGAACGCUCUCCUCGGUUUAUUGGCACAGAGACGCGUUCUUCCCGUCAUCUACUCGCAGACAUACACGUUGGAUACUGUCGUACAGGGCCUAGAUGAUUUAGAAAAGCGCAAAACAUGGGGGAAGGCCAUUGUUCGGGUACGCGAGAGUCUAGCGAACGAGAGAGCCAAGCUGUAAUUGACAUAUAUCUUCAUUCGUGUAAUCUAUUUGUGCAUUGCGUCCCAC
Heterobasidion irregulare TC 32-1 is the source of this 1081-nucleotide messenger RNA. RefSeq names its product quinone oxidoreductase 12 (gene qor12). Gene Ontology annotation, molecular function: oxidoreductase activity; zinc ion binding. The record is from RefSeq and is a predicted model, not a curated record. The coding region runs from base 20 to 1033 and encodes 337 amino acids. NCBI's taxonomy places the organism in Eukaryota, Fungi, Basidiomycota, Agaricomycetes, Russulales, Bondarzewiaceae. Gene Ontology annotation, cellular component: mitochondrion. The transcript is spliced from 9 exons.